AAGAACAAGUGAGACCAUUUGUGCUUUAGACAACAGCUCGUACAAGAAUCUGAACCACCAUGCUUGCAAUUUCUCUCGUGUCACGUGCCCGUUCCAUGACGUUGGCAUGUCCGACUUUGCAGCCCAUCAGACACAUCUCGUUUCUCAAACGGCUUCUCGUGUUGAAUGACAAUACCGAUUCCGAUUCUUCAGAAAAAAUAUAUCCCUGGGACGAGUCUCCGUAUGAAGACUUGAGGACCAGGGCCGCCUACAUCCGUUCCACCGCUUUAUGUCCCGUAACAGAAAAACCUGUCGAUUACGUUUGUCCCAUAUCAGGAAUUCCUACUCACCAUGAUCAUCAGGCGUGGGCAAAUGAUACCGAAUACCACAGCAAGGAGAAAUAUGAGUUGUUGAAGAAAGUAAACCUUUAUGAACACGACUUGAGAUCCGGCCGGGUAUUUGAUGAGUUUGUGUUUCCUGGAGCCCAAGAACAUGACUUCAUGACCAGUUUGAGUAACUGGGAUUCGUUUUUCUACACCAGAGACUUCAAUCCUAUGAACACGGAAUUUAACAUGGCAGCUGCCACCAAGGUGUUGACAUAUCCUAUCACCAUUGCGUCGGUGUUGCACAGAUUGACUCCCUAUUUCUUACAGCCCAAAGGACCUUUAUCGUUGGAAGGGUUGAAGUCAGUUGCAGCGUUGAAGUAUUCGCUCUACCCUCCGUACCAAAAACAUGAAGGUGCUAACGUCUACAAAGAAAGACCCAUCAGAAUUUUCAUUGUGGGGGCCAAAAUGGAGGCGAUGUUGCCUGGAUACGUGUGGAAACAAUUUGGAUACUUGUUUCCCGAAAGUAAAUUCGAAUUCCAUUUCAUUGGUCCCGAAUGCUACUUUGACAGAGCCACCAAGAGUUUUUCUGCCACCAAUGAACCCAACGGCAGGGCAUUAGUCGAAAGAUAUGAUGAACAGAUCACCUUACAUUACCAUACCAUGUACUUCCAUGAGUUGUAUAAUUUCGGUGACUUGUUCCCAUUUGACCCAUACUUAGAUGUGUUUUUCAUGUUCCACCCUGGCUUCCAGACUCCAGACAAGCCACACUGGGACAAGUCGUUGAAAGGAUUGUUGGAAUCCAAGUGUGCUGUGUACGUGACUGGAUACCAUCAAACCGACACAUUAAGAGAACGGGCGUGGUUAUUGAACCAUCCAUUGGCGGAAGAAAUGGACAUCUUAAUGGAUCAGACCCAGAAUGUGUUUGGGUCUACCAAGAUUGAUUUGGUUGACUCUAACCCCACCGAAACUUUCCAGGCCAACGAUGAGAUCUUUGCAUUCAGAGGAAAAAGAUACCAUGCCAUCAAGAAGUAACUUGUAUUAAAAACAUGUAAAUAGCUCCACCGUACUGUAACUAGCAUACAUAUAUGUGAUUUAGAAAUGGGUUUUUGUAGUCGCGCACAGAUUGCCAUCACUAAUACCAGCUAAUCACUAAAAUGAAUACUCCGUUUACACUUCAGCUUGAGGUUCAGGAGAUC
Yamadazyma tenuis ATCC 10573 is the source of this 1501-nucleotide messenger RNA. The record is from RefSeq and is a predicted model, not a curated record. Lineage: Eukaryota; Fungi; Ascomycota; Pichiomycetes; Serinales; Debaryomycetaceae.